Penicillium daleae is the source of this 720-nucleotide messenger RNA. RefSeq names its product haloacid dehalogenase, type II. NCBI's taxonomy places the organism in Eukaryota, Fungi, Ascomycota, Eurotiomycetes, Eurotiales, Aspergillaceae. Gene Ontology annotation, molecular function: hydrolase activity, acting on halide bonds, in C-halide compounds. The coding region runs from base 1 to 720 and encodes 239 amino acids. The record is from RefSeq and is a predicted model, not a curated record. The transcript has 2 exons.
AUGGCAAACAAAACGGUCGUCGCGUUUGACUUGUAUGGCACGCUGCUGUCAACAGACUCCAUUGCCACUCAGCUCGCAAUACAUUUCGGCGAUACCAAGGCUCAGGCCAUCUCCGCACUCUGGCGGAGAUACCAGCUGGAAUAUACAUGGCGCCUCAACAGCAUGGAGCGCUAUGAGGAUUUCUCCAGCAUCACUCGGAAUGCGUUACUUCAUGCCCUAGCCGAGAACGACGAGGAGCUGGGCGACAGCGAGAUCGGCAGUCUGAUGGGAGCCUACGAUAGUCUAUCUACGUUCCCCGAUGUGGACCCAGCGCUGAACCGGAUUACACUCGAUCCGACCAUCCAAGCUGUGGUGUUCUCCAAUGGAUCGAAAGCAAUGGUCUCCAACUCGGUGAUUCACUCCAGGGGCCUUGCCCCGCACGCCAGUGUGUUCCAAGACCUGAUCACCGUCGACGAGAUUCAGCGGUACAAGCCAUCGCGAGCCAGCUAUCAGCACCUUGCGGAAAAAGUCGGAAAGCAGCCAUCGGAAAUGAACGAGCUCUGGCUCAUUAGCGGCAACCCGUUCGACAUCGUGGGUGCGCGUAGCGUGGGGAUGAACGCGAUCUGGGUUGAUCGAGCUGGCAAGGGGUGGCAGGAUGCUGCGGUGCCAGAUCUACGACCUUCAGCCAUUGUACGCAGCCUGGAGCAUAUUGUGGACAAGAUUAAGGGCCGUCGCGAGUGA